This is a messenger RNA of Aspergillus fischeri NRRL 181, 762 nucleotides long. RefSeq names its product U2 snRNP complex subunit LEA1 (gene lea1). NCBI's taxonomy places the organism in Eukaryota, Fungi, Ascomycota, Eurotiomycetes, Eurotiales, Aspergillaceae. Gene Ontology annotation, molecular function: protein binding; U2 snRNA binding. Gene Ontology annotation, biological process: mRNA splicing, via spliceosome. The record is from RefSeq and is a predicted model, not a curated record. The transcript has 4 exons. The coding region runs from base 1 to 762 and encodes 253 amino acids. Gene Ontology annotation, cellular component: U2 snRNP.
AUGCGAUUGACCGUCGAACUUAUUCAGAAUUCCCUUUCCUACAUCAAUCCGCUCAAGGAGCGCGAGCUAGACCUUCGAGGGCACAAAAUUCCCACCAUUGAAAACCUGGGUAUUGCAAAGGACCAAGAUGCGAUCGACUUUACGGAUAACGAUAUCUCCUCCCUGGGGAAUUUUCCCUUCUUUCCUCGUCUCCACACCCUCCUUCUUGCGCGCAAUCGGGUGAAGCAUAUUCAACCGACGAUAGCUUCCACAAUCCCCAACCUGACGACGCUGGUCCUCACGGCGAACAAUAUGGCCGAAUUGGCGGACUUGGACCCCCUCCGAAACUUGACACGCUUGACUCAUCUGGUGUUACUGGAGAACCCUGUUACAAGGAAAGAGCACUACCGAUACUGGGUGAUCUGGCGGAUACCAAGCGUCCGAUUCCUUGACUACCAGAAAGUGAAAGACGCGGAGCGGGCAAAGGCGAAGGAGCUAUUUGGUACUGCCGAAGAACCCACAGCUCUCGCGUCCAAGAUUAUGGGCAUCAAAUCCCGUACAUUUGAUGUACCGUCUGGCGGCGCUGAGCGAGCACCGGCAGACAAGGCUGUUAGGGUCAAGCUGACCGAGAAGGAGAGGAAGCGGGUCGAAAAGAUGAUCCGUGAGGCGAGAAGUCUCCAGGAGAUUACUAGACUGGAGAAGGAAUUGAAUGAAGGGCGGAUACCCGGAGGCGCUCUUGAUGCCGGUGAGGACAGCGAAGACGAGAAUCAGAUGCAGACGUGA